Oryza sativa Japonica Group (Japanese rice) is the source of this 2820-nucleotide messenger RNA. RefSeq lists its product as uncharacterized. Lineage: Eukaryota; Viridiplantae; Streptophyta; Magnoliopsida; Poales; Poaceae. The record is from RefSeq and is a predicted model, not a curated record.
ACGGAUUAAUAGCGAGUUUAAUCACAAGAAGAAGAAGAGAGAGAAAAAAAGAGAGAGAAGAAAUCACACCGCAUUAGCAGCAGCAAAAGAUUUCCUCGUUUCGCUUCACGAAUUUUUGUUGCCCUCGCCCAAUCCACAGCGCGAGGAGAGGGAGUUCUCGCGGCGAUUUCUCGUCGCCCCUCUCGGCCGCUGCCGGGAUCGCAGCUCGCAAGUUUUGGAAAGGAAACAGGUUGAUGAAGUUGGUCAAAGGGAGCAAGGUGGAGGUGUUGCAGGAAGCGGAGGUGCCCCUAGGUUCUUGGAGGGGUGCUGAGAUUGUAUUAGGCAAUGGGCAGAGCUUCUAUGUGAGAUAUGAUCCUUCUCCAGUUGACUCUUGCGCCGCUGUCGAGAGGGUGCAGAGAAGGUUGAUAAGGCCUUGCCCCCCUCGAGACGAUUCAGUAUGCUGGGCUGUGGGCGACAUCCUUGAGGCCUUUGAUAGCUACUCAUGGAAGAUUGCUGAGAUGGUGAGAGUGCUUGGCAAGGAUUUCUAUCUCGUCAGGCUCCUCGGAUCUUCGCUGGAGCUGAGAACACAUGCGUCGGAACUUCGGUUGAGGAAGCAUUGGAAAGAUGGCAAAUGGACUGUUCUUCAGAAGGAUUCUACAAAGUGCUUCGGUGGUUCAUUCAGAGGUCAACCAAAAUCUGGAAAUCUUGGAAGCAAUUUUGGCAAGCAAAGGCAGCCAUAUUGUGCAAUGGACAACAAUCUUCUACUGAAGAACCAAAAAGCUUUGGAGGGUGAUAAGUCUAGAGGCAUGAAGAGAAAAUCAUCUGCUAUUACACACCCAACCCAGUGCAGUGAAGUGACUAGAGGCAUGAAGAGAUUACAGACACCCCAUAGAGAUGGAAGGCACGCAGCGCUGGUUGCUGGAGUUUCUCCUCGUUUGGCUGAAAAGGGCCGAAGUCGGAGGCUUGUAAAGCAUCCUUCUGUAGGUCCAUGUCGAUGGAGGAGUCUGCCACAUGGUUUGCUGUAUGUUAAAUGUGGCAACAUUCCAUCGAACUUCUGUUGGUACCUUGUUUGUUUUUGUUAUUCCUUUUGCUUUAGUAUUAUCUUUUCUGCUGCCUUUUCUUGUGAUUGGCCACUAAAUUUCUCGAGAACAUUAUGAAGUGCAUAAUUUCCAUAAGUUUACACCACAUUCAUAGAAAAUAAACAAAAGUACAUGGUAGGCACAUCUGGAUCAAUUACCACUAAAAAAAGGAAGAUGAACUUAUUUUCAUAUUGACAUAUUUUGAUAUAUUUUUUUCUCUUUAGAAUGUGAGGCAACUGAGAGGAGUACCUGCAGAUUUUGCAUGACAUGGUAAAUAGUGUUUACAAUUGGUAAGUUUAAAUUUGUAGGUCAGUAAUGAUAAUACAAUUAUAAACAUCGUAGUUCUAACCAUGUGAUUUUUAACACCUAUUUGCAAUAUGCACAUUACCCUUUGUUACCAAAAACAGAAAUUACAGAGGGAUCUUCAAUCUGAAUAUGACCUGCAAAGACUUUGUAAGAGGCCUUAUUUCAAGGUAUAUAUGGUGACUACUGAAUUAAUGUAUGCACCAUGGCAUUGUUGAUCACUGAGGCAUCUAGCUGGCUUGUUGAAUUCCAUCACAAGUCACUCCUUAGUGCAUGACUUAUUAUAGUUGACUCACAUGGUUGCUUAGUGUUGUUUGAAUGAGUUUUACCAUCUAAUAUUUCUACAUAUGGAUGCACAAAUAUUGUAUUAGACAUAUGGAUGCUUCCCACAGUGCUCUAUCGUUGUUUCAUGAUAUCCUAGGAAGCUCAAUUUCUAUGUUCAGAAGAGUGUGAUGCUGAAUUGUUUUUGCUUAGGAGAGAGUGUGCAGUCAGCUCAACUUUCCUAUGCAGAUAAGUUGUUUGCAGUAUGAAAAGCAGGGAAAAUUUCCAAAAGAUUACUGGUGGUGUCACUUUGUCAACAACAACUACUUGUGUUACUGGUGGUCAAUACCUUCAAGAACUCACGUGAGUUUGCUAAGUUGAGGACCUGCAACUGACUUCCAAUUAAACAGAAGUUAAGGUAGGCAGGCGCACCUUGCAAUUCGCAGCAGCAAGUCAGGUGAGGAUGCACCAUAUUGUUUGCCUCACCUGUACUCGUAUCUGCAAAAUAUAAUUUACCUCUUUUAAUGUUCAUCUGGAAAAUUACUCUUUAAUUCAGAUGCUUCACAAGGACUCAGGAGGUUCUCACGCAAAACGUGUGUCAUGGUGUUUGUGUGUCAAUCAUUAUUUGUUUUUAAUUGCAAGCAUUUCAAGUGGCUUGUUUGGCAGCAAAGUGUUACAAUUUAUUAGAGUACAAUUAAUUAUGUCCUGAAUUAAUGAUCAAAGUACGAGACACGCACUGAAAAAGGCUAGAGAGUUCUUGGCCGUCUUCUGUUCUGUGAUUGUGGCAUCUUGCAUGCAGCUGGUAUACUUUGAUGGCUCCUAGCUGCAAUUCUUUAAGUUGUAGUACAGUGUAAUAUGCCAUUACUUGUUCCGGAUGUACUGAAAGAUGUAAAGUUGCUAGAUCUGCAUUGCUACGAAUAAUUUGUUCAGGUUGCACGCAUUUGACAAGUUCCCUUUUCAGAAGAAGCAUUAUAUGGUGCACCUGGUGUUUUCAGAUGAGCAAGUGAGAAACCUCCGUUGAAGCCAACUGCAAGCAAAGAAUAUAUGGAACAUGUCCUUUGUCUCAUUAGUUUGUAUUAAACCGAUGGUGAUGCAUUCCUUUUAAUUCCAUAAAAAUAUAUGAUGUGUUUGUUAUUGAACUGUGUAAUAAUACAGACAAAUGUCUGUUCAAAUAAAGAGUCACUCUUUUAUUCUCUCA